AUGGUAAAAUGUAAAGUUUUUUUGAUAUUUUUGGUCCUAUGUCGAAUUUUUAGCAUAUGUCCACUAUGUUUAGCCACCGACUAUGUGGGUUAUUGCGAAGACUACGAAUUUAAAGGGGUUUACAUGGGAAUGGUCCAGAAAUUCUAUAUUAAAAAUGAGAAAAUAACGAAAAGAAAUGAAAAUAAUGGAAAAAAUGAGGAAAUAUUAAUUGGAAAAGAAGAUAAAAACAUAGUUAGUUCUGUUAAAGAUGAGAAAGAUAACCAAUUUUACGGAAAAUUUGUUCAUCUAAAACAUGAAGACACCAUAUAUAAGACACAAGUACAAGGAAGAAACUACUUUACUAAUUUGAAUCCAAGUGAUUGCAGAAUCAAUAUUUUAAGAAGACAUAAAAUUAGGAUUUCAAGAGUAUCAGUAGCUGUAAUGGAGUCUUUUGAUAGACUUGUUCAGCUUCUAGAUAUACUUUCUUCAAGAAAACCAUGUCCUUAUUGUAAAGGAUGUAUUGAUUCUAGACUGGACAGUUUACCAAUAUGGGUUUCUCCAAUUUUACAUAGACAAAUAAAAAAAGUGAACUCACAAUUAGAUAAUAAGUUAUGUUUAAUACUAAAAAAAGAUUCAAAACUCUAUUUAUUAAUACGAAAGAUUAUUAUGUCAAUUAAAGACAAUAGGUGGGCUGAAUUUGAUGGUAUUACUACUCAUAUUGGAAGUAUUUCCAGUCUUAUAGUUAGGACAAAGUUAAGAAGGAGAGAGAAUUUUCCAUUAUAUCUUCUUGGAGGAAUUUUUGAACUUAUGUUGGAUGAUUUACGUCAAGUUGGUAUAAAAAUGAAUUCUUGUAACCCUUCUCAGUUCUUAUUUAAAUGUUCUUGGCAUCCAAAUAAGCAGAAUUUGGAGAUUUCUGCAAAGCUUAAAGCUGUAUCAGAGUCUAUGUUGGCUAUAUCUAAAAGUUUGGAGUUAGAAUCUGAUUCUACUUUAAUUGGUGAUAAAGGCUUUAAGCUAUCUUUUAGAAAAAAAUUACCAGAUGAAUAUGGAUCUUCUAAAAAUAUUAAAGAUCAGUUAAAUAAUAACUUUGAGGAUAGUAUACUUAAUAAGGACAUAAUUAAAAUUCCAACAUCUUCAGGAACUCAUAUUUCAUGUACUUCAUCAACAAUAGGGACUUCUGUUGGUUCAAAUUUAUCUUCUACCUUAGAUUCCUCUCAUAUUUCACUCCAAAAGAAGUGUAUUCCACCAUUUUUAGAUAGUAUGAUUAUGUUAAGAAAUGAUGGGAGUCCAAAUCCAGAUUUACAAAUAUGUAGUUUGGAUACUAUAAAAAACAAAAAUACUAAAUGGGAGGAAAAAGAAGAAACUGAGAUAAUAACUAAUAGAGAAGAGAAGAUAGAAGAGAAAAGCAAAUUAAAAAUGAUACAGGGAGUAACUUAUGUGAGCCAAUUAGCAGCUCUACACUAUGAUUAUGCUUCAAGCUCUUCCAAUAGUAAGCUUCUUUCUUGGAGUGAAGGAGUACUACGCCCAAAAUCUGUACAAUCUUCUAAUCCAGAUUCAUAUCUAUUAGUUCCUUGUAAUAAACCAAUGUGGUUUGUAAUUGGGUUUCAAGAAGAUAUAUUUCUUGAGUAUAUUGCAUUGUUUUCACUUGAGUACUUUUCAUCAUCUUUUAGAGAAAUUGAAAUUUCUGGAAGCUUAAUAUAUCCAACUAAGCAGUGGAUACCUAUAGGUAUAUUAAGGAGAAAUCAAGUAUUACCAAAAGAAAUGUUUGAUUUAAAGACUUUAUGUGUAAAACAAGAGGAAGGACAUCACAUCUUGGAUCAUUUAGAGUAUAAUAUUGAUGAUAAUACAGAUCCAAAAGGAUCCAAGGUUUCUGAUAUUAAAGAAGGAACUUCAAAUAAAGCAUCUGAUAGGGCAGAUCUUAAAAUUGGUCAAGAUCACCCAGGAGUUGGUAUUAGAAAAGAUUCAUCAGUGGGUAAUAUUAAGGAGAAUAACUUAAUUCACGAUUCAAAUCCAUGUUGGGUUCGUUAUAUUAGAGUAAGAGCAAUAUCACAUUAUGAGGAAGGUCAUUACUAUUGUCAUUUAAGCCGAAUCCAGAUAUUUGGAAAUAAUGUAAUUAAUAGAUUGGAAGUUGAAAUGGGAGGAGGAGAUAGAAGAAGUUCUAUUUCUAUGUCAGAAAUGGAGGAGAGUGUAAAAGAUGUUGAAAAUCGUUUAUUGAAAAGGGAUAUUGACAGAGGUAUACAUGGAACAAUAAAUGAACAAAAACCUCAUAUAAUGUAUUUGAAUUCUAGUGAUUUUAAUUUAGGUAUUAGUAAAAAGAGUAAUGAUGAAACAAAUACAAUACCUGAGUUAAUUAAACCUGAAAGUAGAAGUUUACUAAUUAAAAGUCAAGAAAAAGUUAAGUAUAAUGAGAAUAGAAAUAUGUUUGAUGAAGAUUUUGAAUCUUUAACUGGAAGACAUUAUAGUAAUUCAAAGGGACAUCCAUUGCUGUCUCUAAUAGAUAGAGUUAAAAUAUUAGAAAAGCAAUUAGAUGCAAUAAAGCUUGAAAAGAGAACAAUUUUAACAAGUUUUAACUCUACUUUGGACCAUGUCAAUGAUUCAUUAUAUAGACUUUCAAAUUCUGUCAAGUUUCUCCAGGAUAUAUUGUUGGAUUCUAAUAUGAAUAAUACAACAAAUGGACAAAGUAAUACAGAUCAGAUCAGAUCUUUAAAGCUUGUAGACACUCACUUAAUUCAAGUUUUAAAUCUAGUAGGUGGGUAUCUUGAAAGGUUUCUUGGAAAAUAUUAUUCAGGUGAAGUAAUAAGUUAUUUAAUACAGUUAUUUGAAAGAAUAACUUUGUCUAUACUUAAUUUAUUUGGUUAUAUUUAUAACCAUUUUCUGACUUUAAUUAUAGCAAUACUUUUCAUAACAUUGUUUAUUUCUCAGAUAAUCCUUUUUAAAAAAUAUAUUUCUCUAAAGAGAAGACUCCAUAAUACCUUACAAUUCUUUAAAUCUUACUCACAAAGUAAUAACACGAGCCCAAAAAACAGUAUCUUAUUAGAUGAAACAUUAUAUUUCCAAAAGAAUCUUAACCUUAAGUUACAUUCAAACCCAGUUACAAGCUCCUACAGACUUUCAAAUAACUCCAGUUCUAAUUCUAGCUCAAAUUCUAGUUCUAAUGUUAAUAAUACUAUUACUAGUUCUGGUGGUGGAAAUAGCGUUUUAGUUGGAGAUAUUACAGUGGGGAGUUACUCUUCCACAACAAAGAAUGCAAAUAACAAUUCUAACUUGAAUUUAGAAAGUAACCCUGUAGUAUUUCAAGGAAAUGAUGCAGUGUUUGUGUCUCAAACAGGUGCUGAAAUUAUUCACAAGGAGCAAGAAAUAUAUAGAAUUGAUAAUGUCAAGCCUAUAAAGUCUAAUCUUAAACAGGAAGUGCAAGAGAAUUUUCCAGAGAUUUCAGAGACUACUGGGUUUCGUGAAUAA
Molecule: messenger RNA, 3435 nt
Organism: Cryptosporidium ubiquitum
Lineage: Eukaryota; Apicomplexa; Conoidasida; Eucoccidiorida; Cryptosporidiidae
Exons: 1
Coding region: 1-3435 (1144 amino acids)
Biological process (GO): protein folding in endoplasmic reticulum
Cellular component (GO): cytoplasm; membrane
Source: RefSeq, a predicted model, not a curated record